Echinostoma caproni is the source of this 2319-nucleotide messenger RNA. Lineage: Eukaryota; Metazoa; Platyhelminthes; Trematoda; Plagiorchiida; Echinostomatidae. The record is from the annotation of a GenBank genome assembly.
AUGGGAUUUUUGCUGUGCUACAAUCAUGAUAAUGAGUUGGCAUUGUGGUUUUUCAUGGAUAGCAGCCGCCCAGGAACGGUUACUAAUUCUGUGCGUCACAAUUUGUCACUCAACAAAUGUUUUGAAAAAGUGCCGCGAGACAAGAACGAACGUGGGAAAGGUGGGUUUUGGCGCGUUAAUCCAAAACAUGCAGAUUGGCUGGAGGCCAAUCUGGCCAAAUGUCGCAAAGUUGCGCCACCACCAGGACCUCCGCCACCCAUGCCACGUUCUAUGCUGCUUCAACAACGACAGCAGAUUCAAGAACCUGGGUUGCUUGUCACCCCCACACAGCUUCCUACUUCCCUAGCUUCCUCCAUUUCCUCUCUAUCGUCCUCUCCGCAGUCGAUGAGCUCUGUUCCUUCUCCAGCCGGAAUAGUGACUAACCGUUUUCAAGCACCUCUCGGCCCCUUUCCCCAUUUGUUACCCGUUUCUACUAGUUAUGUACCAACUAUAUGCAUGUCGUCCGAGAAUGAAUUAUCCACUGGCCCACGAACAACUCUCCCCCUAAUUCAGCAAAGUCAGCUGCUUGCACAAAAUUCUCCAGUUCAUGCUCCAGUCCGGCGUCGAAAGAGUCCAUUAAAUGCAUGUAUACCACGUGGUUUGAAUGCAUGUUCGUUCAUGGACGAUGGAGAUAGUCGUACCAGUACACCAGAAAUAGAGUAUCACGCUGCGGAGUGCUCCAAGCGUAAACUCGCCUCAGAAAAUUGUAAAGAUAGUCCAGAGCUCAAAGCACGUAAGAGCCAUGGACUGGAUAGUUUCAUGCAUCAAUCGCAUAGUACCCGAAUGCAUAAAUCAUCACCAGAUCACUCCGGAUCAAAAUUCGAGCGUAUUGUCCGCGGAAGUCCACGUCAUCGUUAUUCGCGUUGGUCUCGUCCAAGAAACAAUCCAGAACGUGAUAAUAGCCCGACCUCGGUUCGCCCUAUUCAGCGUCGUGCCAUGCUUAACCGUCGCUCUAUGUCCGAGAGUGAAGAAAUUUCAGGUGAUGUAAAUCGAAAGAUCAGCCGCUAUCCUCAACUGCCAUGCUUGAAUGAAGACGGUGAGGAUAGCGAUAACACAUGGCCUCCACAUGGUCAGAGUGCGAGCAGUAAGAGAUCAGAUAGUCCAGAUACUACCUACAGUAUUCACACAUGCACGGGGGAUCAACUGCGUGGGACUUUGAAUAAGCUGAGCGAGGUUGUCGAAGCAAACUCCCUCACUCCACCUUAUGUUCCGGCCGGGUUAGCUCCGGGUCGCUCUUGCUGUCCAGGAUCAUUACCAAGAGAAUCCAAUUCAUCGGCGGCCUCAUCGUCUUCACUCGGCUCUGCCUUUUCCAGUUUGUCCUCCGCCCCUGGAUCUGACGGUCAUCUGUAUCACAGUGUUUCAACUACCUAUCAACGAAAUCCAUCACAUGUUGAAACUCAGUCCUCUCAAUUGUUUGACUCAACAACACGCUCAAAUAAUAUGGUUCAGUUCAGUCGCCUCUAUCCAACCUCUGGUGAAGCGGAAUCAUAUUUGGGUGCCUCACCAGACAGACUAAGGAUGCCUAAAUGGGCUGCGGUAUUCUUGCCAGAGGGAGAAGAAAGUGAAUUAGAACCGCUGUACAACAGUUGCACCCAAUCUUCAGAGAGAGAUGCCAUGAAUUUCUUUGACAAUUUGGAUGCCACCGAGGAUCAUUUAAUUAGCCUUUCUAAUCGUGGAGACCACAUUAAUAGCUUGACUCCAAAUGAUGAACCAUCCACGAGUGCUGGUGACUUACACGCACACCAACGUGAUUUGAACGGUAUGGAUCAUUCAAUUAUUGCAGUCACCGUGUCAGGCAACAUCUCUGGAGAGCAUGACCCUGGUAAUCCUGAUGAUACUUCCCAGAUGGCCGGAUCGGAAGGUCGUUCACAAGCUCGAUUUCUUGCUGCCAGCAGUCCACUACUGGAAGAGUUUGAAUUGGAUUCUAGUAGUUUAGAUUUUGAAGCACUCACCAGUCUAGUGGAAUCAAGUGGACCGAUUCCGUUGGACUUAGAUUUAGCUCUGACAGCAAACUUCGGAACUAAUUACUCUACCUAUUCAAGUGACUCAGCUCUGGGCAGUUCUGAACAAGGCCAAAUUGAUUUAAACCAUGCAACGAAAAAUCCCGGAGCCAGUCCUUGGCCAAACAUGUCUACAGUAGGGGAUGGGUUAGAUCAUUCGUGGUUUGUGGACUCUAUGGGCUAUUCUGGUUCUUGCUGCCUCUCCGCCAUUAUCGACGAGAACGAUGGUCAACCGUCUCGUCAAACAGAAGCGAAUAGGUUAAAUACUCCCCCUUCAUAA